Molecule: messenger RNA, 2027 nt
Organism: Aspergillus aculeatinus CBS 121060
Lineage: Eukaryota; Fungi; Ascomycota; Eurotiomycetes; Eurotiales; Aspergillaceae
Exons: 5
Coding region: 1-1539 (512 amino acids)
Molecular function (GO): nucleic acid binding
Source: RefSeq, a predicted model, not a curated record
AUGGGGAGUUUGUCUCUGACACCAUAUUCUUCAAACUCACCCACCCCGGUUCCCCUGGGUCACUCACGUUGCCAAUAUGGAGUGGCUGGUUCACCUCUGACCCAUCGUCGGAACUCCUCUGUGGUCGUCGGGAACCAUCUACACGAGGCUCAGAAUAUUCUCAAGGCCGUUGCGAAAGGUGGCUUGCCUGACGAGAUGCCAAUCGGCAGUCUUACCCUCCUGCAACAGCCACCAGACGCGGGCGUUAUGAAGAUCUCCAAUAUUCCCUACUCUAUCACCAAGCAAGAGAUACUACAAUUCGUGGGACGCCAGUCUCGCUUGAGCUCGGGUCAAGCCGUCCACAUCAUAAUGGAGCGUUCAACUGCAAAGACAAUGGAUUGUUAUGUGGAAUUUGCGACACCAGGAGAUGCUAAAGAGACCGUGAAGAGAAUUGAUCGUAUCCAGGAAACAGGCCGUCCGCCUCGCUUGGGGAACAGACACGUUGACGUCGAAAUUAGUUCUCAGGAUGCCCUGCUGCGCGAUCUCUUUCCUCGUGCAAAGUGUGUCCACUGGCAGGCAGGUAUGCCCACUGUUCUCCGUAACAAUGAUCCCUAUUCCACAGGCUUUGCCGGCUUCUUCACCAGUGAGGAGAUUAUCGGUGCUAUUCGUCAUGCGGAGAUGCCUCACAGAUCUCCUUUCAGUACUAAAUGCCCUCAGCGUACCUAUGAGUCCACCAUCAGUACCCUCUACAAGUUCCCCUGGUAUGCCGUUGACCUUUACACGGUCCAUGAUCGUAACUUGCUCUUUGACUUGGUUAAUCGCCAGGUUAUGGCUCUUCUUACUCGCAUGAGUAGAGCGAAUACAGUGGGUCUGGACCAGCAUCUCUUGAAUGACCUUCUUCGUUCCGGACUCGAAUGUCCAGGCUUCAACGAGCGCCAGAGAUAUACCUUGUGUGUCAACGCAGAGAACUUCGCUGAAUUGAAUAAACUAUCGGACAUCAGUAGAUGGUUUCCCUUUGACACAUUGGCUACUAUGCCUAACAUCGACGAGCACACUUACAAGGUAUGUUUUAUUGUCGACUUAAUCUCCAAGGGCUCGAUCCACGCCAUGUCUCACCCAGAACUUCCAAACAACUUCCCCUCGGAUAAUGUCAGCCUCAUCUCGCCCUUUGGCCCGAUCUGGUUCGAAUGGCCCGAGGAAGUUGCUAAGCGCACGCUCUGGCAGGACGCGGUCAGUCAUGAGACCAACAUCUUGUUUGAUCUUCUAUCUAGCGGAUCCAGAAACCCCCAUGGCAGAAAGCUAUCUUUCGGGAGUCACAGCACUCGGAGCAGCGUCAUGUCACCAGACACAGACAGUCUGUCCCAGUACGAUGUGUUCUCGCCUCCUCCACGUCGGGCAAGUGACUCAUGGCACAUGCGCGCUUACUCUUACAGCGGCAUUGAGGACAACCCUUGGAAUUCCAGGCUACUUCUUCAUUCAGAUGGCAGAGGCCGUAAUGGUUUUCCAGGACACCGCUUCACCAGAUCUUCUCCAGUCAAUGUCCCGGUCUUCGACGAUUGAUAUCCGAGCGAUUCAACACCGAAGUUCAAGAAGUACAGCGCUCAUAAUCCUUCAACUGCAAUGCUUUUGACUUUCUUGCGUGCCCAACAAUUGACUUUGCUCUACUGCACAGGUUGGAUCUAGAUUUGCAUAUGGUGCGUGGUGCCUAUUGGUCCAUCCAUAAUCUAGGUCGACAUAUUUGUCUUUUUACUUACGAGAUUCCCCCUAUUUCUUUUCCAGUUGUUAUUUUCCAGCAUCUCUCUACUUUGCUUGUAUUUGCGACUUGAUUACUGGUUGAAUUUCCCCUGCACGAAUUUCAGAACGUCAUUUCAUGAAGUGCUAUCGGUUGAAGAGCACAUGCUACACGGGUACACUGCCUUUAAGCUAUGAAUGUAUCGUUCUUCUUGUUUUCUUCUUGUUUUUUUAUUCUCUUGAGCCUGGCAAAGCCUUAAUAUCUCAUGAUUUUUCAUGUUCUUGCUUCUAUUAUGCUGUCAAUCUCGAAUAUCGCC